Peromyscus leucopus (white-footed mouse) is the source of this 1970-nucleotide messenger RNA. RefSeq names its product parvin gamma (gene Parvg). The record is from RefSeq and is a predicted model, not a curated record. Lineage: Eukaryota; Metazoa; Chordata; Mammalia; Rodentia; Cricetidae. Gene Ontology annotation, biological process: actin cytoskeleton organization; establishment or maintenance of cell polarity; substrate adhesion-dependent cell spreading. Gene Ontology annotation, cellular component: cytoplasm; focal adhesion; actin cytoskeleton. Gene Ontology annotation, molecular function: actin binding. The transcript has 9 exons. Bases 743 to 1333 code for a protein of 196 amino acids.
CUGUCAUGGUCAUGGUGUCUCUUCACAGCAACAGAACCCCUAACUAAGACAUGGCGCAUGACCGGAACCCAGGCAUGUGAGAGAUGGGUUGGGGCAGGAGAGUUAGCAGUUCAAGGUCAACCUCAACUUGAUGAGGCCAGCCUGGGCUAAAUGAGACUGUCUUGAAAUCGAGAAAUUAAGCAAGCAAGCAAGUUAGUUAGUUAGUGGACAGCCCCCGGGGGCUGCUGGGUUGGCAUGUUGCCCUGGUGGAGCCAGAGGUGAAGGUUGGGCACUGUGAGAAAAAGGAGGUGGAGAGCCCACCGUUUGCUAUGGAGGCCCUAACCUCGGUUUUCUGCUCAGACAAGCAGUUGUUUGGACAUGGAGAGGCAGAGGCAGGAAGGGAAAUAAGAGACACUAUCCAAGAUGCCCUUGAGCCUUGGGAAACUAGGGGACAGGGCAGGGCUGGGGCUCUGGCAGUCUCUCAGUGGAUUUAGGGUGCCUCACUUACCAGCAACUCGGAGGAGGAAGCUGCCUGCGGCCACCAGGGUGGCAGAGGAAGUGAGCAGAAGCCCUGCCUUCCACCUCCGGGCCGGAAACCUGUCUCUGUCGCGAACCUGGUUAUUCUCUGAGCUAGUGGGCUUCGUUUCCUAGUGUGGAAAGAGGAGGCAAGCUCAUGCGUGAGAUGGUGCUUUCUUUCCUACACUGAGGGAAUCUAGGCAGAUGCCCAGAGCCUUGCCUAUCUAUCAGGGAAGGCGAGGAGAAGAUGGAGUCAGAGCCCCUCUACAACCUGCUGCAGUUCCCAAAGGAGGUGAACCAGCCCGCAGAGGAGGAGCUCCCACGAGGAGGAAAGAAGAAAUACCUGUCCCCCAAUUCCCGGAAGGACCCCAAGUUUGAAGAACUGCAGAAGGUGCUGAUGGAGUGGAUCAAUACCACACUCCUCCCAGAGCACAUCGUGGUCCGCAGCCUGGAGGAGGACAUGUUCGAUGGACUCAUUUUGCACCACCUGUUCCAGAAGCUGUCAGCCCUCAAGCUGGAAGUGGAAGAAAUCUCUCUGACCUCAGCCAGCCAGAGGCGCAAGCUAGGGAUCGUCUUGGAGGCCACCAACCGGAGUCUGCAGGUCGAAGAGCAAGAGGCCCAGUGGAGUGUGGAGACCAUCUUCAACAAGGACCUGCUGGCCACCUUGCAUCUCCUGGUGGCCCUGGCCAAACGCUUCCAGCCGGACCUGCUUCUUCCAGACAACGUCCAGGUGGAAGUCAUCCACAUUGAGAGCACCAGGACCGGCCUGAAGUCAGACAAGCUGGUGGAGCAGCUCACAGAAUGCAGCACACACAAGGACCGGCCUUCACGUAAGUGACUUAGGAACUGCGGGAAGAUUUUUCCCUUCUGAUGGGGUCAAAGCAGCGGUGAUGGAGCGGUUAACUGUUUCCACUGUGGUCCCCUACUCUCCUGUGACAGGAUUUGUUCAUGAAUGUGUCCUUCCUUCUGUCUGUCUGUCUUUUAGCUGGCAUCUUCGUACUGUUAUUAUGGGGAGAGACCCACAGUCCACACCACAAGGGCAGAAUGGUGGUGAUGUCGAAUGCCACUAACUCUUCCCUCACUCAUUAACCAUGUAGGCUUGGGUAGGUGCCUUAAUGGGUCUGUGCCUCAGUUUCCUCGUCUGGAACCCACUUCUUCAGCUGGUGGUGAGGGCUGAAGGAGGUGUCUGUGGGUGUGCUUAGCACAUGGAACACUCUCAAUGGUAGGUGUGCAAUAACAUGGCUGCUGCUAAUGUGACGAGUGGUUCACAGGUCAGUGCACUGACCAGCUGUUACUUCUUUCACUUAUCUGUUCCUCAGAUGGACGAGUCAACUGUUCACCCAUUUAUUCCUUCUUACAAUUAUCCAUCUAUCUACCCACCCACUCAUCUUUCUAUCAGGCAGCCAGCCAGCCAUCUAUUUACCUAUAUAAUCACCCAUCCAUCUAUAUAUCCAUUAAUUUAUAUAUCCACCCAU